ACCAAACUUGGCUGUGAUAUAAAAAGGCGAAUUAACUUGUUAAUAAAUCACUCAGUAAGUUGAUUUCAGUCUAGACAGGCUAUUUAGAAGAAAAAUAUUGUGUUGAUAAAAUAAUAUAAAAAUGGUUCCUAUCAUUGGUAAAUAUUUUUAUGAUAAAAGUGAGGGCUUUGAGAAGUACCUGAGUAAGAUUGGAGUAUCGAUUGAUGGUGAGGCUAUAAAACAUAUUGGUCAAAGCAAGCCUGAAUUAGAAGUUGCUUUGUUAGAUGACAAAUACACCAUCACUGUGACCAAUGGUAACAAAACUAUAGUCAACUCUUUUAAACUUGGUGAGAAAUUCACUGAAACACUACCGAUUGGUGCAGUUCUUGAGACUAUUGUUAGUACGGAUAAUGAAAAAUUUACCUUUGUCAGUACACUUCCUGAUGGUAACUCGGUCAUUCGUGAGUACUUGUUUACACUUGAAGGGAUCACUGUUUCUCUUUCUGAAAAAAAAUUUGGAGUCAAGGCAACCCGUUGGUACAAAAGAAAAAAUUAGACAAUCAACUUAAAAAAUAUUUUGAAACUUUGAAUUAUUUUAAAAGUCAAAUAAACAACUUAUAAAAAA
Molecule: messenger RNA, 604 nt
Organism: Aphidius gifuensis
Lineage: Eukaryota; Metazoa; Arthropoda; Insecta; Hymenoptera; Braconidae
Product: fatty acid-binding protein-like
Exons: 3
Coding region: 122-535 (137 amino acids)
Biological process (GO): fatty acid transport
Cellular component (GO): nucleus; cytosol
Molecular function (GO): fatty acid binding
Source: RefSeq, a predicted model, not a curated record